Messenger RNA from Triplophysa dalaica, 3465 nucleotides. RefSeq names its product beta-1,3-galactosyl-O-glycosyl-glycoprotein beta-1,6-N-acetylglucosaminyltransferase 4-like. The transcript has 2 exons. Gene Ontology annotation, molecular function: acetylglucosaminyltransferase activity. The coding region runs from base 421 to 1698 and encodes 425 amino acids. The record is from RefSeq and is a predicted model, not a curated record. Lineage: Eukaryota; Metazoa; Chordata; Actinopteri; Cypriniformes; Nemacheilidae. Gene Ontology annotation, cellular component: membrane.
CAAACAAGAUUAUAGGUUUUGUCUUUGUCUCCAUUAUAGCAGGGGGAACACAUGAUGACAGCUGUGAAUGCUAUCAGCUAUCAGAUACUGUUGCACAUGUUUUCAACAAGGAAGUUUAGAUGCGUCUCAAAUUCAUGUGUAACAGUUCGAAGACAUGAUAAAGCCGUGGUCUUUUUGUUCACAUUAUUCUUUAUACGUUUUUAUAUAUUUAACACUAAAUUGAAAACUUUGUUGAUGCUUUGAAAAGAUCCCAAGUCUGACUAGCACCCCACCCUAUCAAUUAUUUUAAUUCUUUUCGAUAUUCGUCAUCACAGUAGAUAGAGGAAGUUACCAUGCUGUUAAAUAUUUAAAGCAUUUCUACCUGUCGACUUAACCUGCUAGUCCUGCACCUUUGGAAAACAUCAUUAUACACGAUAAAGAAUGAGGAGAUUCUGGCUUCACCGCAAACCGACAAAGGUCAUUCCUUUCUUUUCAACAUUGACUAUCCUUGUAUAUGUUUGUACAAUUGUGUUUUCAACUGAAGAUUACAGUCGCAUUAAUACCUUGGGAUCAAUAUUUGUGAGACCACGACUGACAAUUAAAGCUGACAUUAAUUGUUCUGCAAUAUAUGACAUGGAACCUGUGGAAUUGCAAAAAUCUUUAGUUGUACGUAAAAGCUACACAGGGCCAUCUGACAAAAAUGUUGUGACUGUCACUUCUGAUUGUGAUUUGUUUCUUGAAUCAGAGGGUUUUGAUUUGAUACAAGGCUCUGAGUUCGAGCGUGAGUUUCCUCUUGCUUACUCUUUGGUUGUUCACAAGAAUGCAGAUUAUGUGGAGAGGUUACUAAAAGCCAUUUAUAUGCCACAUAAUGUUUAUUGCAUACAUUAUGACCAGAAGUCUUCAGAUGACUUUAAAUCAGCGAUGCAAGGACUGGCCCGCUGCCUCCCUAAUGUCUUUAUCGCCUCAAAACUGGAGAGGGUGCAGUAUGCAGGCAUCUCACGCCUCAAAGCGGAUCUCAAUUGUCUGUCGGAUCUCCUGGAGUCUGAGGUCAAGUGGAAGUAUGUCAUCAACCUGUGUGGUCAGGACUUUCCACUGCGGACGAACGCUGAGCUGGUGUCAGAUCUAAAGAUGCUUAAAGGCAAGAACAUGGCGGAGAGCAAGAAACCUGGAGGAAAGAAAAGACGGUGGACUUUUCACCAUGCUCUGAGAAAUAACCAGUCGGAAUUACACGAGUAUCCUGUCAGCACUUCUGAAGAUAAAUCUCCACCACCUCAUAACAUCGAAAUGUUUGUGGGCAGUGCGUACUUUACAGUCUCUCAAGAAUUUGCAGCUUUUGUUCAGUGGAGUUCUCUCGCCAGAGAUUUCUUGGCUUGGUCUGAGGACACAUACUCACCCGAUGAACAUUUUUGGGCAACUCUGGUUCGUGUGCCGGGAGUACCAGGAGAGGUUCCGAGAUCUGACCCCGAAAUCUCGGAGCUGCAAAGUAAAACUCAUCUUGUGAAGUGGUCGUAUUUAGAAAAGAAUCUAUACCCACCAUGCACUGGUGAGCAUGUACGGGCUGUGUGUAUUUUUGGUGCUGCUGAGCUCAGGUGGCUUCUAAACUUUGGUCACUGGUUUGUUAAUAAAGUUGACCCGAAUGUAGAUCCUAUUCUUAUUGAAUGUUUAGAGGAGAAGCUUUUAGAAAAGCGGCAGACAUUCACAGUGAAAUCUUCUUACUAGUGACUGCAAAAUGAGAUGAAAAAGCAUUGGCCCUAAACCAGGGGUCUUCAACCGGGGGUCCGCGGUGGAACUGCAGGGGGUCCGCUAAUUAAGGUUUACCCACAGGCAGUGUUGGGUAAGUUACUCUUAAAAAGUAAUUAAUUACUAGUUACUCAUUACAUAUUCAAUAGUGUUAUUAGAUUACUGUCCAAAUUACUCUGUCCAAAAAGUAUUUAGUUACUCAUUACUAAUUACUUUCUAUAUCCUACAUCGACCUUGAUUAGUUAAGUAAUUCAAGGAUAGACAUGAAACGGCUUUUUUAAUUCAUUCAAAUAAAUAAUAUUAUUAACUGACCAAAGUAUUACAAAUGUGAGCACAUAUACUUUAAAGUAAGACUUUAAAUUUUGAUGUCAAUUACACUAUUGCACACGCAUAUAUUUCAUAAAGUAUUUAGUUUAAUUACAUCAAAAGUAAUUGUAAUUAAAUUACAGAAAACAUAUGAGUAAUCCCUUACUAUACUUUUUCAAGGGAAAAGUAAUUAAAAUACAGUAACUAAUUACAUAGUAACUAGUUACACCCAACACUGCUCACAAGCAACUUUUUGUUAAAUGUAAAGCUUGGGUACAGAAAUAAUAAUGUUCUCUUUAAGUAAGUAGGGUUAGAAUCUGUGCAUUAGCUGUCUCCCUUCUGAUAAAAGUAUGCAUGAAUGGAGUUGCGUGCAAAUAAAGUGCAUUCUCAUAUGGUUCUGUAUGUUUCAUAUAACUUCUGUUCAAAAUUGUUAAAUCUUUAAAGAUCUAGUUUGACAGCCAAAUGACACGUCACUGCUUCUGCAUUGUAAGCUCUGGCAGAACUAUUGCAUGUGAUUAAAAUCAAUGAAACGCACACCGUGUAGUACCGAUGGUGCAUGUCAAACAAGUUUCCCUGAAAAUAACGCAGACUCGUUGUAUCAUGUUGCUUGUCUUAGUCUGAUUUGAUGCUACUCUGCAAAAAAAAUUGAGCUCAGAAUCAUAAAAAAGCUGUGUGUUCUACAACACACAGAGAAGUGGAAGAAAAAAUAAUAAUGAUACUUAAUAAAACGGCAUGAUUUUACAACAGAAUGCAUAAAAUCUGCACUUAUUGCUUUCGCAUCCAGAGAACAACCCCAAUGCCUCCACUAAAAUAGUCUGUGUGCCACUAACCAUGGUCAGUCAUAUCACUGAAGCCAUUUUUAAUUUAUUGUCCCUCUCAAGGUAAAUGAAAAUAUUUGAUGCUGCAAAUCCCUUAAAAAUACUCAAGCAAUCUAUAUUAAAAAUACAAAUAAUACACAGAAAUGUAUUUAGCCUAUGUGCAACAAUAACAUGAUAGUGCUAAUGUAAUGUCUUGACAUAAUAUUGCUGUGACAACAGUGUUUUAUAGCUCCGUUUACACAUUUAUUAUAAGGGGGUCCCUGCAUCUCUCAUCUAAGGGUUCCUUGCCCAAAAAACGUUGAAGACCCCUGGCCUAAACUAUGAAACAUAAUAUUCAUUGGGCUUCAUAACAUCUCCUCCCUACAUACAUUCAGUUCUCAACUUACCUUUUAACUUAUACAUUUCAGUUCUGUAUCUUGACCUACCUGUUAUUCAAAAUUGUUGAAGUAAUUCUGUGUUCAUGCAUCUAAAAAAAUGUUUUUUCUCCAUUCUGUAAUGUUUUCUUAAUGUCUUUUUAAGGCCUUGCUGGGAAAGACACCUUGUAAAUAUUCUAACCUUGAUUUCCCUUAAGAAGACUACUUUAUGGUUUCUAAAUCUUAAAUAAAAUUUUGUGUGAUUUAAA